Messenger RNA from Pneumocystis jirovecii RU7, 1182 nucleotides. RefSeq lists its product as uncharacterized. The coding region runs from base 1 to 1182 and encodes 393 amino acids. NCBI's taxonomy places the organism in Eukaryota, Fungi, Ascomycota, Pneumocystomycetes, Pneumocystales, Pneumocystaceae. The record is from RefSeq and is a predicted model, not a curated record. The transcript is spliced from 2 exons. Gene Ontology annotation, molecular function: metal ion binding.
AUGACUGAGCUGCACGCUGAUGGGCGAGCAGAUUGCCUAUUUUUUAUGAAUAAUUCAUGCAAUAAAGGAGACUUAUGUAUAUAUCGGCAUAAUCUUUUGGCUCGAGAAAGCCGGGUGCAAUGUACCGAGUUUCAGGCGCGCCAAACAUGUAGUAAAGUAGGGUGUGGCGAUCGCCAUUUGACAAGUUAUAUUAGUGGAACAUAUUGUUACUGGGAAACAGCACCCACAGGGUGUACUAAAGCUAUUUGUCCUUUUAAACAUCAUGGUUAUCCAGGUGCUGGGAAACAGGUUUUGCUUAACAUGUCAUCAGGAAAGGCUAUAGAAUCUUCAGUGGGCAGCUCUGUAGGUGUAGAUCUUUCUCAAAAAAAUACAUCUUUUGGACCAUCUUUGGAAACAAAACAAGAAAAUCAAGCAGUGCAUUUGGAAGGCGAGCCGGUGAUUCAGGAAAACCAAGAUAUCAAAACACAUGGUUUAUCUAGUAAUCUAUCAGAACAACGUAAACGUAAAUUAGAAUCUGUAUUGCCUUUAUCUAUUUCAAAAAAGCAAGAGAAAUAUCCGUUAAAAGACAAAAAUAUGAAAACCAUAUUGCAAACUUCUCAAAACACAGAGUGUCAAUUCUCUGCUCCUACUGCACCUAAAUCACAAAGAAAUGUACUCCAGUUGAAAACGGGUACAAAGGGGGCUAAGGGGAAUCAUGGCAGAAAACAAGAUAAACGGAAUUUAGCAAAUACCCAUGAAAAGGAUAAUAUUGAAUUUAGAGUUCGUACAUUAGAAGAAAUUAGAGAAGAAAAAGCAGCAAAGCUUAGACAAGUUGAAAAGAAUAAAGAAACCCUAGAAGAUCAGAAAGAUGUUUCAUUAAAAGAAUCUUCUAAUAUUUUACAAACUGAUAUUUCUGCAUUAAAGCAUUCCAAAAAAGAUAUCAAUGAGAAAAAGAAGACUAUAGAACAUGUUAAAUUGGAACCUCAAACUUUUUCGUCUCAGGAAAACCUUAAACUGAAAAAUUCUCAGAGUGGUAAUUUAAAAAAUGAAAUAAAUUCAACUUUGUUACCAUCUUCAGAUGAUGAUUUGGAUUUUUUGAAUGAGAAUGAAGAUAAGUCUAUAGAUAUAAAUAUUAUUCAGAACGGAAAUAAUGGUUUUGAAGAUGAUGAAUUGGCAGAAUUUGAACGUGAGUUAGAAAUGUGA